This is a messenger RNA of Clunio marinus, 1803 nucleotides long. The record is from the annotation of a GenBank genome assembly. NCBI's taxonomy places the organism in Eukaryota, Metazoa, Arthropoda, Insecta, Diptera, Chironomidae.
AUGAAAACGUGCCCAAGAAGUCGAAAUGUAUUCAUUUUGGACAAUCCUUUGCAAUUUAAGUUGAAAGAUGAAGAUUAUCUUAAGCAAAACAGCAAUGGUGAUACAGUUUUGCAUUUAAUUUUAUUAAACCAAAACUUAAAACUUCAAGCUAAGAAGAAAUAUUUGAGAAAAUUAUCAGAAGACUUCCCUGAACGUUUACUUGUUAAAAAUAAUUUCCAACAUCUGCCUUUACAUGUUGCAGCAAUUACUGAUACUUACGGACAACGUUUGUAUCGCCAUCUUCUUGAUUUGACGAUUGAGGCGAGUGGACAUCCUGAAAUUUUCUAUGAAGAUAUGGAAGUUGCUGUGAAAUGUUUAGAGAUGGCAAUUAUGAAUAAUCAAGGAUUGUCUGAGGAGUAUUUGAGGAACUUCUUAAAGGUCGUUGAGUCACAUGGCCAUCGAUUGCUAAUCGAAAUGAUUAAACAUAGUCAACAACUUAAAGGAAUUCGAUCAAUUCUUUUGUUGGGGGUUUCAAUAAAUCCGAACCAGUUUUAUGGCGGACAAAACGCAUUCUUAGCAGCUGUUCGAUAUGACGUCUCUCAUUUUUAUCAAUCACACAAUGAAAGUUACAGCAAAUUGAAAUUAUUAUUGAACCAUCAUCCGAUUGAAGAUCCCAACGCUUGUGACGAGACUAAAACUUCUUUAUUUAUGUACAUUGUUGGCUUCACUCGUGACAAUGAACUUGUGAAGUCUUUAAUUAAUUUGGGAGCUGAUUGUAAAGCCAGAAAUUCUGAAAAUCUUUCAUGUCUUCACUUCGCUGCAAGAAACAAGAAAAAUGAAGAAAUUUUGAAUAUUCUUCUUCAAAAUGGAGCUGAUCCAUCAAUAUUGUCUGACAAGAAUGAAUUAGCCAUUGAUUUUGCUAUCAAAAAUGAUAUUCUUCACGCUGUCAAAAGUUUGAUUUCAUUUGUAACAGUCGAUGAUUUGAAAAGAAAAAGCUUGAUUCAAUCUUGCACUCAUUCAUAUUUGCCUGAAGUUUAUAAUUUAAUUUGGAAUUUGUACGAUUUUCAUCAUAUCGAUGUUGAUAUUAAUGCGAUUAAUGAAAAUGGCGACAGCUUCGUGAUGUCUUUAAUGGACAAAUUUAACUUCAAACAGCUUGAAACUGUUUUAAAGGAAAGAUUUGAUGAUAUCAACUUCGAUUUAAUUAAUUCUAAUGGAGAAACAUUCACUCAUCACUUAGUUCUUCAUUCUUCUCAAAUCCACGAGAUUUCUCAGCUUUUUAAGGACUUUCCACUUCUAAUUGAUAUUGUUAACAAGCAAAUCAACAUUGCUGACAAAGAAAAUCAUUUACCAAUGGACAGAUAUUUUUUCUGUUUUCAAACUGAGUGUGUUGAUGAGCUUUGUCGAAAUGAAUUCCUUAAAUAUUUAACAAAAGAAAAUUUUCAACAAAACAUGCACAAAUUUAUUGACGGCGUUCUGUCACUUCAAAACGUGAUUGAAUUAUAUCCACACAUCUUUGAUGAAUUAAAUUCUAAUCAAAGUUUCGUUAUUCUUGACAAAUUAAGCUGCAACAUUAAAGCAUUUGAGAUUGUAAUUGAGAAGUUUUCAGAUAAACUUCCCGACAUUAAAGCACUUGAUGGUGGAAAUAUUCUUCAUUUCAUUUGCGAGAAAAAUAAUUCUGAAUUCAUUGAUUUGGUUUGUAAAUCACUUUCUGAGAUUUCCAUAAAAAAGUUGAGUAAUGAAACAAAUGUGAAUGGUAAGAAGCCAAUUGAACUUUUAAAUGAACAAAAUUUAACAAUUUUUUCAUUAAAUUUUGAUUGUCGUUAA